AUGGCCAUUUCAUGGAAGUCGUUUGACUUCUUCGAUGUCGCCCAAAUCACGCUCGCCGAAGACGAAACCCGACAGCUCUUCGAAAGCAACGAGAUCUCGAGCGUUUGCGCAGGUUCCGAUAGCCUCUUCCUUGGAUCGUUUGAUGGAUAUGUCAGCAUAAUAAACAAGUCAUGGAAGAUCGUCAAGCGCUUCCAGGCUUACGAGGCUGGGAGCAUCACGCAUAUGCGCCAAGUUGAGGGGACGAGUCUCUUGUUAACGGUUGCGGAGGAUAUGAGCAGUGAACCUGUUCUCAAGGUGUGGGCGCUUGAUAAACUUGCUAAGAAGACCAACACACCGACAUGUCUGAGCACGGUGACGAUCAGCAACAACCGGCGACAAUUUCCCAAGAUAUCUGCGUUCGCGGCUACGGAUGAUCUUACACAGAUUGCAGUGGGAUUUACGAAUGGCGCAGUCACCGUAAUUCGGGGCGAGUUGGUACACGAUCUUGGCACCAAACAGCGCAUCGUUUUCGAAUCAGAAGAGCCAGUCACCGGCGUUGAGUUAGCUUGGGAUGCGAUACAGAAGCUCACCACGUUAUUUGUCUCCACAACCUCACGGAUUCUCAAGCUAGGCCUUUCGAAGAAGGGACAUGGGAUGCCGCCUAAGACCGUAGAGGAUAGUGGAUGUGCAGUUGGUUGCAUGACGCGUGACCUAAACACAGAUGGUGUUAUCGUUGCCCGAGACGAUGCCAUUUACACUUAUACUCAGGAUGGUCGUGGGCCGCCCAAAGCGUAUGAGUCCCCCAAGAGCAAGAUCGAUGUUUAUCGCGAAUAUGUUGCUCUUGCUUGUCCGCCAGCAAGCAGUACGGCGAAAGAUUCCGAGGCUAUGAGAAGACGAUUUGGCAGUACGACUACUAAUUCUUUGUUCAAUGCGUCGUCUUUCGUGCUGUUGGAUAUGGACCUUCGGGUUAUUGGUCAUACUGAGACGUUGAUGUCUCCGGUGGGACAUUUUGUUGAUAUCUGGGGUGACUUUUAUACGAUCCUUCAAGAUGGCAAGAUUUAUCGAUACCAUGAGAAGAGCUUGCAGCAAAGGCUGGAAAUGUUGUACCAGAGGAACAUGUUUCCCCUAGCUAUCGAGCUUGCGCAGAAGUCCGGAAUGGAUAAUGAGCAGCAAAGUCUUAUCUACCGCCGCUUCGGUGAUCACCUUUACCAGAAGGCUGAUUAUGACGGCGCUAUGGUCCAGUAUAUUCGAGCGAUUGAUACCACUGAGCCAUCCCAGGUUAUCCGCAAAUACCUCGACACACAACGCAUUCAUAACUUGAUUCAAUAUCUGGAGCAGCUCCAUGAGCAUCGAAAAGCAACCGCCGAUCAUACCACCCUUCUUCUUAACUGUUAUGCGAAGCUCAAAGAUAUCAACAAGCUUGAAAAGUUUAUCAAGUCUCCUGGGGAUCUGAAGUUCGACCUCGAUACGGCAAUUGCCAUGUGUCGCCAAGGCGGAUACUACGAGCAGGCCGCGUACCUUGCCAAGAAGCACGGUGAAACCGAUCUGGUGGUGGAUAUUUUGAUAGAGGAUUCCAAGAACUAUGCGGAGGCCCUCGACUUCGUCUGGCGCCAAGAUCCUGAUAUCGCGUAUCCUUGUUUACAGAAGUAUGCACGAGUGUUGAUCGAGAAUUGUCCCCAAGAUGCUACAAAACUGUUCGUGGACUACUAUACUGGCAACUAUAGGCCCCGACGUACCAUGACAAUACAGCAUGACGUCGACACACCUACCAGUGGCGGCUUUGCAGCUGGAGCCGCAAGCGCUGUCCAGAACCUUUCCAAUCUUCUUCCCCUGCCUUACAUGAAUACAUCCUCGAUCGCAUCUCCUGGUACUGUCGGGAAUACCAAGGCUGUGGUGAGCGACGGCAGCAUUGUCGUGGAUAACGACGAUAUUCCUGUGCCAAAAUACACCCCUCCUCCACCAAGAACAGCGUUUUCAUCAUUCAUCGAUCAUCCUGAUGAGUUCAUCGUUUUCCUCGAAGCUUGUCUCGAGGAGAAGGACCUUAAAUCAAGCGACCGCACAGACUUAUAUACUACUCUCUUUGAGAUGUACUUGCACAAGGCGAAUGAAAAGAAGGGGCAGCAUCAUAAGGAGGAAUGGGAGACAAAGGCGAAGAAGCUUAUUGAAGGCGAACACGUCCCCAUGGAGAGCUCGAACGUUUUACUUCUAUCGCAUCUUUCGAACUUUCAUGAUGGAACAGUCCUUGUCAAGGAGCAAGCGAAACUCCUUUUCGACAUUUUUAGAUCUUACACAUCAGCCAAGGAUACCCGAGGUGCCAUGAAAGCUCUGAGGAAAUAUGGCCCCGAGGAACCGCAAUUAUACCCUGCCGCACUGGCAUAUCUUACUUCAGACCCGAAAGUGCUGGAGGAGGCUGGUCCAGAUGAGCUGGCUAACGUACUAAACAAGAUUGACAGGGAUGGCCUCAUGGCGCCUCUGCAAGUUAUCCAGACUCUUGUUGGCCAGUCUUCAGGGGGUGGUGUCGCUACCAUGGGCAUGAUCAAGCCAUACCUGCACGAUACGAUCACGAGAGAGCGCAGGGAAAUUGCCUCCAACCGAAGCCGAAUCAACACACUCCGAGAAGAUACAGAAAAGCGCCGUGAUGAGCUUGCAGACUUGGGAUCUAAGCCGGCUGUGUUCCAGGCGACGUGGUGUUCCGACUGCAGUCAACGAUUGGACUUGCCUGCCGUUCAUUUCCUUUGCAAGCAUAGCUUCCAUCAGCGUUGUGUGCGAAACGGCGGUAACGACAGUGAUGCAGAGUGUCCCAAGUGUGCACCUGAGAACGACAUGAUUCGCAAGAUGCGCGAAGGACAGCGCGAGAGGGCAGGCAAGCAUGAUUUGUUCAAGAGUGAUCUGGAGAACAGCGAGGAUCGUUUCAGUACAUUGGCGGAAUGGUUCUCACGAGGCGUCAUGGACGCGCCGAGUGCUGAGUAA
Messenger RNA from Fusarium coffeatum, 2949 nucleotides. RefSeq lists its product as uncharacterized. Gene Ontology annotation, biological process: organelle fusion; vesicle-mediated transport; vacuole organization. The record is from RefSeq and is a predicted model, not a curated record. Gene Ontology annotation, molecular function: protein-macromolecule adaptor activity; protein binding. Gene Ontology annotation, cellular component: HOPS complex; endosome. Bases 1 to 2949 code for a protein of 982 amino acids. Lineage: Eukaryota; Fungi; Ascomycota; Sordariomycetes; Hypocreales; Nectriaceae. The transcript is spliced from 7 exons.